UGUGUGUUACAAAUUAUAGUAUUAUAUAUGCUACAUCCCUUUUCCCAAGCUUAUGCAUAAAUUUCUACUCUCUCAUAUAAACCCUUCACAUACAUAUUUUGUAGCUCACACACACACAUCACAUAUUUUGGUGCUUCUAUCUCACACAUAUAUCACUCAUGGCAUAUGUUGAUUACCAUGAAAAUUCCAUUGCUACCCCCACCUCUACCAAUACCCUAAAGCUUUUUGGCAUCAACAUCCAAGAAGCUUGUUUGAACCAAUCUCCAACACAAUCAGAAUCAUCUGAGCCUUUGAAUGGGAGAAAAUUAUACGAGUGUCAAUAUUGUUGUAGAGAAUUUGCAAAUUCACAAGCCUUAGGAGGACACCAAAAUGCACACAAGAAAGAGAGGCAACUUUUGAAACGUGCUCAAAUGCAAGCAGCUCGUGCCUUUGUUCCUUCACAUUUCCAUAACAGAUUCAUCUCAUCACCGCAGUGGCUGCCACAACAAAAUCAUUUCCUCGCCAAUGCUCCACCGUCUCAGACACGUUCAUCAGCGUGGCUAUGCACCACCCAUGCAGCAGGUUCGGGAGUUUUUUUAGCUCCCACAGCUGCGUUUGAUGGUAGUGCUCCUCGCCAUAGUUCUAAAUUUGGUGGAUUCAACGGUGGUGAUUGUAGUGAACAAGGGUUUGGUUUAAAUUUGCAUCUUGGACUAUAACAAUUACCACUACAAUUAAUGUACUAGUAAUUUUUUUUUGUUUAAUGUACUAGUAAAUUUUAUUGUGCUAGCCUAGUGUUUAACUUUAAUUGCAAUUGCUUUAAAAAAUACUUCAA
Molecule: messenger RNA, 811 nt
Organism: Medicago truncatula (barrel medic)
Lineage: Eukaryota; Viridiplantae; Streptophyta; Magnoliopsida; Fabales; Fabaceae
Product: zinc finger protein 6
Exons: 1
Coding region: 159-695 (178 amino acids)
Biological process (GO): gibberellic acid mediated signaling pathway; trichome differentiation; cytokinin-activated signaling pathway
Cellular component (GO): nucleus
Molecular function (GO): DNA-binding transcription factor activity; transcription cis-regulatory region binding
Source: RefSeq, a predicted model, not a curated record